CUGAAGAAACGGAACGAAGCGGACGCAGAUACUUUUCGGGGAAGAGAUACUUCUUCGUAUUCGUGCGUGAUUUCGUCGAGAGAAAUUGCACAAAUUGACGGAAUUGCACACUAAAUAGCGGAAAAUCCGUAGAGUGCCAUCGCAGAUCGAAAAGUGCAAUUAGUGUGCAAGUGAUUGAGUGUGCGAGUGUGUGUGUGUGUAGUGUCACCUCAACAACACCAAAAAAAAAAGAGAGAGAUAACGAAACAAGUGAAAAAUACUGUGAAACGCAAUCUAAAUUAUGCUUAAACUACGGUUUAAGCGAUUUGCCAACUAGCCAAAAGUAACCAGCACACUGAAAAUAGCCAACAGCAGCAAUUCAUACGAGAGACAAAAUAACCCAGUAAAAACCCAGUCCACCAAGGACUGUCUUGCCCACAUAGAGCUUCCAAUGGGUCAUCACCUCAGCAAGCCCACUGUACGCGCCAAUAGCCAGGAUAAGAGCGAUCUGCCCAUCAGUUCGAGCCCGAGGGAAUCCGUAGCACUAGUGGAGGCAAUUGGACUGGACGAGGAGGAGUUGCAGGUGGAAGAGAUCCUCACGGAGGCCACGUCCGCCACAUCGGCGGCGGAAGUGCGUCAGAUCAUAAUUAAAAUUCAGUUGGCCAAAAUGGAGAACGGCAAUGUGGCCGGCAGUGGUGGUCAGGUGGAUGGCUAUAACCAGGUGGAGGAGGAGGAGCAGGGGCUGGAAGUCGCCGCGUUGUCUGCGGACACGCUAAAUGCAAAUGGCCAGAUUGUAAAUGUGACGCUCGAGGGCGGCCAUGGGGAAGUGGGCGUGGUGACAAAUCGAGCUGCUGGCAGUUCAACGGAAGCACCAAAAAUCGCAGAAAGACAGCCCGUGAAUAACAACAAUUUAGCGGGAAGCGUCGGCGCUGCGAUAAGUACGUUACAAUUGCACGACGGCAACAGCAACAGCAACAGCCACAGCAGCAACAUCAGGCCCAGCAGCAACACCAACUACCCCGUGGACGAAGACGACGACGACGACGACUACGAUUUGGAUGAGUCGCUGCUGCGUCGGCGUCGGAGCAACAGCAACAGCAAUAGCAACCACAGCCAAAACCACGAGCCCGAAGUCGUCGAGUAUUGCGAAGUGCUCGAGUCGCUGCCAGUCAGCAAUAUGUUGUCGGCGGGAACGCAACACAGCAGCAAGCAAGUUUCCAGAAGCAAUAAUAGCAACAGUUGCUGCCGCAGUCGCAGCAGUAAGGCAUUGUCCAUGGGCGCAGCAACAUCCUCGUCCGCGGCAUCAGCAUCCGCAUCCUCGAAGCGGCGAUGCUGCAAAUGCAAGUGCCGCGACGCCUUCCGAGGAUUAAGGGACAUGCUGCCCACAUCCAGCAGCAGUGUGGCGAGCAAUAAAAAGGAUUCCGGAGUGGUGGCGUCGGCGGUGCCGAGGAAAUCACGGACCGCCGAUCGCCGGUCCACACCGCCCACUUUGGGUUCGUCCAGUGGGAGUGCCCAUCGGAUGCAGAGUCAAAGGAAGCGGAAUUCGGUGGCCGUUCCGGAUGCGAGUCAUCAUCAUCACCAGGUGAUCAUCAGGAUAACGUCGCCGCGUUUUGUGGUCGAGUCGCCCAAUGGACGGGUCACUGUGGUCACCGAACCAGCCCCCCAACCUCCCCAGACUCCGCCCCAGCCACGCCCCCAAUCGCAACCAGCCCCCGGAAUACCAGGAAUCGCCGGACGCAAGGGCGCGACCGUGCAUUCGCAAAUCGAUUUCAUGCACUGCCUGGUGCCAGAUCUGGAGAGGAUCACGAAUAGCAGCUUCUAUUGGGGCAAGAUGGAUCGCUACGAGGCGGAGCACCUGCUCGAGGGCAAGCCGGAGGGCACGUUCCUGCUACGCGACUCCGCCCAGGAGGAGUUCCUCUUCUCGGUCACAUUCCGCAAGUACGGCAGAUCACUCCACGCCCGCAUCGAACAGAGCGGUCACAAGUUCAGCUUCGACUGUCACGAUUCGAGUGUGUUUACGGCGCCCACGGUGACAGGACUUUUGGAGCACUACAAGGACCCCGCCUGCGUGAUGUUCUUCGAGCCCUGCCUCACGAUGCCCCUGCACCGGAGGCAGACCUUCUCCCUGCAGCAGUUGGCCCGGGCCACCAUUGUGUCCAAGACCAGCUACGAUGGGAUCAACCAGCUGGAACUGCCCGGCCGGCUGAAGAGCUACCUCAAGGAGUACCACUACAAGCAGAAGCUGCGCGUGAAGCCCAUCGAUCAGAAUACGCCGGUGCCGGCGUACUAUGGCGAUCUAUAGCGGGAGGAGCAGCAGGUGGGCUUCACCUAUUACGAGGAUGUGGACAGUGGCAGCGAGGAGGACGAGGACGACGAGGGGGUCAACAUACGGGUGUCCUAUGUGCAGCACGCCGAGGUGGUGGCCCAACUGCAGCAGGUGUCUACAACUACCACCACGGCGGCGCCCCUGAGCCGAUCCUCCAAUCUUCAGGAGCAACUCAGCCGGCUGCCCAAUCGCAUGGCCGCCGCCUUUGGCCGGAUGUCGGCCAAUCUGAAUUGCUACCAGACGGUCUCCACUCCGGAGCGCCGCUCCUCCUGAUCGGCGAGAAGUAGAAGAAGUAGUCGGAGGAACCACCCCAGAAACCAAAACUCAACCUGAGACAAUCCCAGUGCAGCGUGUGUGUGCCGCCACCAUAAAGUUAGAGAUCAAACGGAAACCAUAAGCUAUAAAGCCCCAAAACAAAAAAAAUUCGCUCACUUGCUACAAGACUGUCAUAAAUCGAAAAACCAUCUCUCCA
Molecule: messenger RNA, 2777 nt
Organism: Drosophila rhopaloa
Lineage: Eukaryota; Metazoa; Arthropoda; Insecta; Diptera; Drosophilidae
Gene: Socs36E
Exons: 4
Coding region: 431-2281 (616 amino acids)
Biological process (GO): intracellular signal transduction; phosphatidylinositol phosphate biosynthetic process
Cellular component (GO): phosphatidylinositol 3-kinase complex
Molecular function (GO): 1-phosphatidylinositol-3-kinase regulator activity
Source: RefSeq, a predicted model, not a curated record